AAAAACAAGCAACAGGUAUGCGUUUAUCCCCAUGUUUCUGACACAGGACAGAGGUCGCGUAUCCACCCCUUUGGUCGACAAAUUGGACCAAUGGCUUGUUUGGAUUUGGUGUAGCUACGCCCCUGGAAGGUGAAUGCCAACCAACAUUCACACUCAGGAUGGACGGGCAUGGAGAAAAAUGCAUUCGCCAAAUCAACUACUGGACAAAAUGGCAAGGUGAUCAUGCACGACCCCUUCGCCAUGCGGCCGUUCUUCGGUUACAACUUCGGCGACUACCUCGCUCACUGACUGAGCAUGCAGACCCGAAAGGCCCCCACUCACCUGCCCAAGAUCUUCCACGUAAACUGGUUCAGGAAGAACCCGGCGAACGGCGCCUUCCUGUGGCCCGGGUUUGGCGAGAACGCGCGCGCCCUGGAGUGGAUCUUCAAGCGCCGGUAGAGGGAGGAGGAGGCGGCCAAGAGGAGCAUCAUCGGCUGGCUGCCAGAGGAUGGCGCCAUCGUCACCAAAGGUCUGGGCAGCGAUGUGGAUAUGGGGGCCCUGUUCGACGUGCCCAGGUCUUUCUGGCAGAAGGAGACGAAGGAGUUGAGAGCCUACUUCUCCCAGCAAGUUGGAGCCGAUCUACCUGCUCAGGUGGAGGCGGAGCUUAAGGCGCUGGAGGAGCGAGUGCACAAGUAGAAGCCCACAGACAGGAAGUUAAACCGGAAACAGGCCGGUGGUCGCUGAAGACUCAGGAUGCAGAUAGUUAAGGUGCACUCAGAAGUCACUGGUUGGGUUUACACACACACACACACACACACACAGCUUAGAUCCCUAAUCACACUUAUUGGUUUUACUCAUGUAAACAUGAACCCUGAGUCCUGAGGACCAGGUUGGGAUUUGGCUUAGAAACAUCUGACCCCUAUUUGGUUUUUACAAGAAGUUUGUGAACUGAAAUGCAGGUUUUAGAGAGUUCUAGUACUCGCUGCUCAUCAAAGAUGGUUUGUGUCAGUAUUUUAAUUGUUUGAAU
Molecule: messenger RNA, 1006 nt
Organism: Gasterosteus aculeatus aculeatus (three-spined stickleback)
Lineage: Eukaryota; Metazoa; Chordata; Actinopteri; Perciformes; Gasterosteidae
Source: RefSeq, a predicted model, not a curated record